GCUGCUGAGACCGCCUGCGUCCGGCCACUGCACCCGGAAGAACUGGAUGCUGGAGGGAGCGCGAUGGUGAACCUCGGACUCUCCAGAGUGAACGACCAGCUGGCUGCGAAGCACCCAGGCUUACAAGGGUACGCAGCGUGCCAGUCGCAGGCGUUCAUGAAGGGGGUGGUCACCUUCAUCACAGGGACAGGUGCCGCACUGGUGCUCCAGAGCGUGUUCAAAAAACGCCUUCCGUAUCCCCUGCAGUGGAAUAUACUCCUGUCCGUGGUUGCAGGGUCGGUGGCCAGCUACGUAGUGACCAAGAGAGAAACGGAGAAGUGCACUGACCUGUGGAUCUACCUGGAGAAGGGGCAGAUAUCUCAGCUACAUCAAGCAGGACAACAGCAGGUAUCAGAUACCACAAAGCAGAACAAAUAUGGAGACACAAUCGAAUAAAUCCCCCCCCAUAAAAAACUAGGGACUUUUCAUACUGCAGAAAUAAACACGGGGAGCAAAUCAAAGAGCGAUUUACAUCCUGAUCACAGAUUGGAAAUCUGCAAACAGCGAGGAAAUCCCCAAAUAAUCCUCUCACCUACAGGACUUCCUCCAAGAGGACAAGUGAUAAGGAAGUUCAAAAGAAGGAAUAUAAUUACUGCUGUAAAAGUCCCUUUACAAUAGGGAGUGAUGAAUACAUAGCUAUAACUGUUAUAUAUAUGUGUGUGAAUACCGUAUCUCUAUAUUUAUAUAAAUCUGUUUCCCAGUA
Molecule: messenger RNA, 742 nt
Organism: Bufo gargarizans (Asiatic toad)
Lineage: Eukaryota; Metazoa; Chordata; Amphibia; Anura; Bufonidae
Gene: TMEM141
Product: transmembrane protein 141
Exons: 5
Coding region: 64-435 (123 amino acids)
Source: RefSeq, a predicted model, not a curated record